Molecule: messenger RNA, 6469 nt
Organism: Ictidomys tridecemlineatus (thirteen-lined ground squirrel)
Lineage: Eukaryota; Metazoa; Chordata; Mammalia; Rodentia; Sciuridae
Gene: Cemip2
Product: cell migration inducing hyaluronidase 2
Source: RefSeq, a predicted model, not a curated record
CGGACACUGGGGCUGGAGGGGCUCCAUGGCCAUGGAGAGGAGAUCCGGACCGGGCGACGCCAGGAGCUCCGCUCAGUCUCUGUGGAUCAUUGCGUAGGCACCUGAGUUAACCGACGCUAGGCGGGGGAGGGGAAGAGUUGGGAGAUCCUGGCAAAGGAGGAGCUCUUUCCUUGAGGACCCGAGGUGCUGCAGUCACUGCACUUUUCAGCAAUAAAUCCAAGGUCCUGACUUCCCUGGAUGCUCUCUGUUGAGGGUUGAUGUGUGUCACCAGACCUCUCCCUGGAGCGGAAACAACUCACUUAAAUUCUCCACAUAAGCUUUGAUGCUGCAUAGAAGGUCCCUGAGGACAUUAUUGGUUGAAGAGUUAUAAUCCACAUUGAGUCACUCAGAAUAAAGAAUUGUCCUCAUUGAUUGUGAGUUUGAUGGAAGUAUUUUAGAACAUACAAACGUCCACCACAAACUAGAUGUCUUCAUCAGUGACAGGGUAUCAUGUAUGCCACUGAUUCCAGGGGACACUCCCCUGCUUUCCUGCAAACUCAGAAUGGAAACAGCCAUCGAUCACCUGGUUAUGUUCCAGGAAAGGUCGUUCCCCUGCGUCCCCCUCCUCCUCCAAAGAGCCAAGCUUCAGCCAAGUUUACCUCCAUCCGACAAGAAGCACAGGCAGCCUUUGCAUUCUCACCUGAAGAACAGCAAACACAGAGAGCAAGCCGGAAGCAGAAGCGACACAAGAAUACUUUCAUUUGCUUUGCUAUAACUAGUUUCUCAUUUUUUGUUGCACUUGCAGUCAUUUUAGGAAUAUCCUCAAAAUAUGCUCCAGAUGAGAAUUGCCCAGAUCAAAACCCGCAUCUCAGGAACUGGGAACCAGGACAAGAUCCUGCAAAACAAGUUGUUAUCAAGGAGGGAGAUAUGUUCCGCCUGACGUCAGAUGUCACGGUGAAUUCAAUUGUCAUUGAGAAUGGAGGGCUGCUUGUAUUUGGGGAUGAUAAAGAUGGAUCCAGAAAUAUUACUUUGAGGACUCGUUACAUCCUGAUCCAGGAUGGUGGGGCGCUUCAUAUUGGAGCAGAAAAAUGCCGCUAUAAAUCCAAAGCGACAAUUGCUUUGUAUGGCAAAUCAGAUGAAGGCGAAAGUAUGCCAACAUUUGGCAAAAAGUUUAUUGGCGUGGAAGCUGGCGGGACACUGGAGUUACAUGGGGCACGGAAGACAUCGUGGACGUUGUUGACAAAGACGCUGAAUACCUCAGGCUUGCCAUUUGGGUCCUAUACCUUUGAGAAGGACUUUUCCCGGGGCCUCAAUGUGAGGGUCAUUGACCAAGACACGGCCAAAAUUUUGGAAAAUGUGAAGUUUGAUACGCAUGAGUACCAAAAUGAGAGCAGGCGACUUGAGGAAUUUCUGAGAGUCCAGGAUCCGGGUCGAAUUGUUGCUAUAGCUGUGGGAGAUUCAGCUGUCAAGAGCCUGUUACAAGGAACUAUCCAGAUGAUCCAGGAAAGGCUGGGGAGUAAGCUGAUCCAAGGACUGGGCUACAGGCAAGCUUGGGCUUUAGUUGGUGUCAUUGAUGGUGGAAGUACUUCUUGCAAUGAAUCUGUGAGAAACUAUGAAAACCAUAGUAGUGGCGGGAAGGCUCUGGCCCAAAGAGAAUUUUAUACAGUGGAUGGUCAGAAGUUCUCUGUGACAGCCUAUAGUGAAUGGAUUGAAGGUGUUUCUCUUUCAGGAUUCCGGGUGGAGCCUGUGGAUGGAGUGAAGCUUCACCUGCUGGAUGAUGUUAGUAGCUGGAAGCCUGGAGACCAGAUUGUGGUUGCAAGCACAGACUAUUCCAUGUACCAAGCCGAGGAGUUCACUCUUCUCCCCUGUCCCGAGUGUAACCGUUUUCAGGUCAAAGUUAAAGAAACCCCUCAGUUCCUACACAUGGGAGAGAUCCUAGAUGGUGUAGACAUGAGAGCUGAGGUUGGAAUUCUCACCCGGAAUAUUGUGAUCCAUGGAGAAUUGGAGGACUCAUGCUAUGCAGAAAACCAGUGCCAAUUCUUUGAUUAUGAUACCUUUGGGGGACACAUCAUGAUAAGGAAAAAUUUUACUGCAGUCCAUCUCUCUUAUGUGGAGUUGAAGCACAUGGGUCAGCAGCAGCUGGGGCGGUACCCUAUUCAUUUUCAUCUGUGUGGGGACGUGGAUUAUAAAGGCGGGUACAGACACACAACAUUUGUGGAUGGACUGUCUAUUCAUCACAGCUUCUCCAGAUGCAUCACUGUGCAUGGGACCAAUGGCUUACUGAUAAAGGACACCAUUGGAUUCGACACACUAGGUCAUUGUUUCUUUUUGGAAGAUGGUAUUGAGCAGAGAAAUACUUUGUUUCACAAUCUGGGACUACUCACCAAGCCAGGCACUCUCCUCCCCACCGAUAGGAACAACUCCAUGUGCAUCAACAUGCGAGAUAAAGUAUUUGGAAAUUACGUCCCUGUCCCCGCCACUGACUGUAUGGCUGUUUCAACUUUCUGGAUCGCUCAUCCCAACAAUCAUCUAAUUGAUAAUGCAGCUGCAGGUUCCCAGGAUGCUGGAAUAUGGUAUUUAUUCCACAAGGAACCUACGGGGGAGUCCACUGGAUUGCAGUUCUUAGAGAAACCAGAACUCACUCCACUGGGUAUAUUUUAUAACAACAGGGUCCAUUCAAGUUUUAAGGCUGGCUUAUUUAUUGACAAGGGUGUCAAAACAACCAACUCCAGUGCCGCUGACCCGAGGGAAUACCUCUGUUUGGAUAACAGUGCAAGGUUUCGACCUCAUCAGGAUGCAGACCCUGAAAAGCCACGAGUUGCUGCUGUCAUCGACAGACUUAUUGCUUUUAAAAAUAAUGAUUAUGGAGCAUGGGUGCGAGGAGGGGAUAUUAUCGUGCAGAAUUCAGCAUUUGCAGAUAAUGGAAUAGGACUAACCUUUGCCAGUGAUGGAAGCUUCCCAAGUGAUGAAGGUUCCAGCCAGGAGGUAUCUGAAUCCCUCUUUGUUGGGGAGAGCAGGAAUUACGGUUUUCAGGGUGGUCAGAACAAGUACUUUGGCAUUGGAGGAAUAGACCAGAAGCCUCGGACAUUACCUCGGAAUAGGACAUUCCCAAUUAGAGGCUUUCAGAUUUAUGACGGGCCCAUUCAUCUCACCAGGAGUACUUUCAAAAAAUAUGUGCCAACUCCAGAUAGGUACAGCAGUGCAGUUGGCUUCCUCAUGAAGAAUACCUGGCAGAUAACCCCCAGAAAUAACAUUUCCCUUGUGAAGUUUGGUCCACAUGUCUCUCUGAAUGUCUUCUUUGGAAAACCUGGCCCCUGGUUUGAAGAUUGUGAGCUGGAUGGGGACAAGAACUCCAUAUUCCAUGACAUUGAUGGCUCUGUGACAGGGUACAAGGAUACUUAUGUGGGACGAAUGGACAACUACCUGAUCCGCCAUCCAAGCUGUGUCAACGUGACUGAGUGGAAUGCAGUGGUUUGCAGUGGGACCUAUGCCCAGGUCUAUGUACAGACAUGGAACACACAGAAUCUUAGUAUGACCAUCACACGAGAUGAGUAUCCAUCCCACCCUAUGGUACUCCGGGGGAUUAACCAGAGGGCUGCCUUUCCUCAGUACCAGCCUGUGAUCAUGCUGGAGAAGGGCUACACCAUCCAUUGGAAUGGGCCAGCACCGCGGACUACUUUUCUAUACCUCGUAAACUUCAACAAGGAUGACUGGAUUCGAGUAGGCCUCUGCUAUCCAUCAAACACAAGUUUUCAAGUUAACUUUGGCUUUUUACAACGGCAGAGCGGCUCAUUAUCCAAAGUUGAAGAAUAUGAGCCCGUGAACUCGCUGGAAGAACUGCAGAGGAAGCAGUCUGAGAGGAAAUUCUAUUUUGACUCCAGCACAGGGUUACUGUUUUUGUAUCUCAAAGCUAAAAGCCACAGGGAUGGCCACAGUUACUGUUCAUCUCAGGGAUGUGAAAGAGUCAAGAUAGUGGCAUCAACAGACUCAAAAGACGUCAGUAAUUGCAUGGCCAAAGCAUAUCCACAGUAUUAUAGAAAGCCAUCAGUGGUCAAGCACAUGCCGUCCAUGCUCACCAGACUCUGUCAAGGCUGUGGCACUCACCAGGUGGUGUUUACCAGUGAUCCUCACAAGAGCUACCUCCCUGUGCAGUUUCAGUCACCUAGCAAAGCAGAGACUCAGCGCGGAGACCCAUCUAUUAUUUCUGUCAAUGGCACCGACUUUCCCUUCCGAAGCGCAGGUGUCCUCAUCCUCCUCGUAGAUGCGUGCAGCGUUCCCUUCCGGUUGACAGAAAGAAAGCUUUUCCUUCUUGCUGAUUUCAGUCGCAUGGAAGAGUAUUUGAAAACAAGCAUCCCUCCAAGGUCUAUUGUUCUGUUGAGCACGAGAGGAGAAAUAAAGCGGUUGAAUAUUUCAGAUUCAUUAAUACCUCUGGGAUUAGCCAAACCAGCUCACCUUUAUAACAAAGGGAGUACCAUAUUUUUGGGAUUCAGUGGAAACUUUAAACCAUCAUGGACUAAGCUAUUUACCAGUCCUGCUGGACAGGGCCUUGGGGUGCUUGAAGAAUUCAUACCUUUGCAGCUAGAUGAUUAUGGAUGUCCCAGGGCCGGAAGCAUCCGCAGAAGAGAUCUGGAAUUGUUAAAGCAAGCUUCAAAAGCGCUUUAGAGACUGACUAUAAUUUAAGUGCUGGGGGAAAAAAAUGUGAACUAACUUAUUUAAUUUAUGGCAUUUAAAAAUGACACUGUUAACCCAACAGAACCGUUUUCUUGUUUGAUACUAAAAGGGGAGAAAAGAGUUUUAAAGGAAUUGCUUGAAUACCAGUUCGCGCACCUUCUAGUUGUAUAAAAUGUUUAAGGAUUUAUUUGUCUUGGUAAGGCUGGUGUAUUCAGAGAGCAGUUCUCUUGUUCCUCACCUUGCGCCCUACUAUUUGGUAAUGACCAUAUAUAUAUAUAUGUAUAAACGUUUUGUAUAAUGGGCAUGGCGGAGUGGGAUGGGGGCUUCUGAGAGUCAGCCUGAGCUCUUUAGAGGACCUGCUACUGUAGCACCUUGGAUACUUGAAGUCUGACGCUCAGUUGUGUCGCAAAGCAGUUGAUUUGGGUGUCUGGCUCAUUCAGCAAUGCCUGGGGCCCUAUUUCUGGGAAGCCUUUGAGAAUUUUGUAUGAUGCCGAAUGACAGAAUUUUACAUGACAACUCAGGCCCAGCUCAUGCCCUUUUUUGCCUGGACAUGUGCUAUUUUUAUUCAUUUGUAUAUUGAUUACUUCUAAGGAAUCAAUUUUCAAACAGGAAGUAUAUUGGGACAAAAGGGCUUUGGGGGACGAGAAAUCCCUUUAAUCUGUGACCAUUGAGCAAAAAUUUGACCUGCACUAGGGUCUGAGGUUGUUGGGACCAGUUUUUGCAGCUUUAAUCCUUAAUCUGUCUUGACUGUGUAUUUGUUUGAAGUGCAGAGCUGAGCUGAACAGUUACGUUUUUGUUUUUGUUUUGUUUUAAAGAAGCAGGAUGUUUUCCUGAACUGUAAACUUUGUGUUAUUUUUAACUUGCACAAGGGAAGUGUGUUCUUGGUGUUGCUCUUGCACCUAGGUUUUUUGUUAAUGUUUUAGUGUGGAUUUUUCAGAAGCUUCUCUGCUCACCAUCCUGCCAGGAAAAUCAGAAAGCUUAAUGAUACUCCAGAAUGAUGAGGGGAGGCAGGCUUUUUAAGGGUCAGAAUCAUGAAGCGAAUAUUGAGAAAUGAGCCUCUUCAUAGCCUUAAAGGAGUGAGUCACUCUGCAUUAAAUGGUUAAGGAAUUAAAAAGGGCAUCAUGACACCCAGUUUCCCUUUCCACUGGGAUCUUGUGUCUCCUGCCAGUGAGGGCUGUGUGUGGCAAAAGGAGAUUGGCUCCACAGCCUGGGUGUUGCACAUCAGGAGGAAAGAUACUUCAAAAUGCCUUUAUGUUUUUAUAAACCCACAAGGCACAAGUCUGGUGGAGGGAUGGCCAAGGGUGUUCAGGCGGACGUUGGAAAUAAGCAUGGACAAAUUCACUUUCCUCUACCAAGGGCCAAGGCUGAUGGCCUGUACUUCUGUGUCCAGGAGACACUACAGAGCAGCUCUGUGACUUCUGUUACUUUACAGAAUAUGCUACCUCAAAGUGCUACCGAUAAACCAUUCUAACUGUAAGUGCUCGUGCUAAGGGCACGUGUCUUAAUCAAAGUUUGGUUAUCUGUUUUUUGGGUGUGGGUUGUUAUUGUUGUUGUUGUUGUUGUUGUUUCCCUUGUAUAGUGAUGAGUGACAUUUUACCUAUUAAAUAUAUUAUUGGAUCAUGGUUCCUGAAAGUGAUUAAAGUUCGUGUGUAUGUGUGUUUUAUGAGUUAAAUAUCUAUGAUGUGUGUUUUUUAGAGUUUGGUUCUUUAAAGAUUUGGGGAGGAUGGGUAAGUUUCAAGGCACUCAGUUUUUUCUGAUUUAUAUACUAAUAAUCAGGGUCUAAGUUAAAUAAAUAAAAAUAAUGUAUGCAUGUAUUUUA